GUCACCAUCUGCGAGGCGCCGCGGACGACGUGUGCACUGCAAGUUGGCCACUGACUAUACAUUCGCGUAUUGAAGGGCGUCUCAACGCGGCCACAACACUCAACUUUCUUCGUGGCCCAAACACAAUUUCAUUUUCAGAACGCGUAUUUCAGCAGCCAGCAGCACCAUGCAUCCGCACCUCGUUCGCAAUCUCCUGCUGUUCUGCCCUCUCCCAUCCUCCCAAAGACUGUGGCCACUUAGCUCCUUCCCUGCCCCAGUGAGCCCAAGCCAUCCGCACUCGAAGCCCCAGCCGUCCGCACCUCUCUCGAGUCUUCGCAUAUUUGCCACAAGGACACGGUCACCCAGAGUGGCUUCGGAGAUGUUCAGGACUAGGAAGGACGAUACGAUGGCGCGCGAGACUCCACAGACACAAAGUCGCGUAGAGUUCGCGCGCUCGGCGCUUGAUCAUGGUGGCCAAACCCAUUGGGAGAGCAGACACCCGGCAGGGGUGCCAUUCAAAGACCUUCUGCAGAGGAUAGACGACCUACAAUCAACGUUGGAAGUCGUGACGCUCAUCAGGCACGAAGAGGGCGAUGACAUUCCGUGGCAUGACCGUGUCAUGCAACGGAACGACAUCAACCUACCUCGGUUGAGGAGAUUGUCCGUGGCAUACUAUCCCGAGGAGUACGUAUGCCACCUUUUCAACGCGAUUCGGUUCAGUGGGAAGCCGAAGGUGUCGCUGCGCUUUGCCGCACGCAAAGGUGUCUCUGUCAAAAUUUUUGACAGCACAUGCCCAUCUCUCCACGACCUCGCCCAUCGCACGAAGGGCGCGCACAUCCAGUAUGCAUAUACUGGACGAGAACAUGGCAGCAACGAAGUCGUCUUCACGUUCAAAUCAUUGGACGUAUCGCUUGAGGUUGCAUGGGAUCACGGGCUCAGUCAGAGCAAGAGCGGCGAGGAAUCCUCUGCCUAUGCUAUUGCCGAGGCAAUCAUAAGGAAUCUCCCGAACCUCCACACGCUCGAGGUGGAACUGCGUGUCGAUUCGGCACCUCCAAAUGGCGUAUUGCUCGAUUGUCUUUGGAUACGGAAGUUCAAAGACGUCGAGGUAGUGGUGCGCAGGAAUGGGAGGAAGGAGUUCAUCAAAUACGAUGGCCCAGACCACCCUGCAUCUUCGUCACCAACAUCAAGGGCAUCGAAGUCAGAGCGCACAAGGACUGGGAAAGAAGACUCACUAAGCAUGGCGUCUCGGACUCCUACACUAUCAAGUUGAUGGACAUUCAUGGCGCUGGCGGUGGUCGGCUCCCUGUGUCGCGUGAUCAUGAACUCUAGAAAGACCUGUUGGCAUUAUAGAUAUCUGUAUAACAGCUAUACAUUAACGACAUACACAGUAUACUUUGCAUAGAUGUACAAUACUUACAUUUGGGCGUACCGGUGCAAACUUCUAGGUUAUUAGGGACUGCACAACUUCGACAGGC
This is a messenger RNA of Laetiporus sulphureus 93-53, 1454 nucleotides long. RefSeq lists its product as uncharacterized. The transcript has a single exon. The coding region runs from base 167 to 1249 and encodes 360 amino acids. The record is from RefSeq and is a predicted model, not a curated record. Lineage: Eukaryota; Fungi; Basidiomycota; Agaricomycetes; Polyporales; Laetiporaceae.